This is a messenger RNA of Penicillium canescens, 678 nucleotides long. RefSeq lists its product as uncharacterized. NCBI's taxonomy places the organism in Eukaryota, Fungi, Ascomycota, Eurotiomycetes, Eurotiales, Aspergillaceae. The coding region runs from base 1 to 678 and encodes 225 amino acids. The transcript is spliced from 2 exons. The record is from RefSeq and is a predicted model, not a curated record.
AUGGGUCUUUUCAGCCGCCUAUUGAAGGUUUCCGCCGCAGGUACUGUCGCCUCGGUCGGUGUAUUCUGGGGUGCCACGCGCAAUGACGUGUUCGAGCCCAUGGACACCUCUGAUCCAAUCUUCCAAUCGGCCUUUUUCAAGAAGUUUAACCCCAAUCGCAAUCCUACCCUGCACGAUGUCUGUGUCCGCCGCAUUCCCCUCGACAAAAUCAAACCGGAGCUGUUAGAGAACAAGGGCAAGCUGGUGGAGGCCUUCUGCGCUGGUGUCUGGGGUGGCAUGGGAUACAUUCCCCAACGCGCCUACCUGGAUCAAAAGUACCGUGGCCCCGAGACUGCCGACCACCUCUGGAAGCGAUCGGACCUCCUCUCCAGCAACUACGAGGUCGGUACCCUCAUCACCGAUCACUUCGAAGUGGUCGAGAAGACCGAGGACCGCAUCACUGUCCGCUGCGGUGCCUCCCCUCGCAUCCGUGAUGUUCGUCCUUCCGAUGGACUCUUCGAGAUUGGUGCCGUUGUCAAGCAGGAGCAGGGUGUGGCAGAGUUCUCCCUCAAGAGUUGUUUCUACCAGGGUCUUGGCAAGGCUGAAGCUGCGCCAAUGGAUGACAAGGUGGCUUGGGCACACCGUCAAUACACCAAGCUUCUGUUGGAGACCGCGGUGCUGAAGAAAUGCGUUCGGUAA